AACACAGAGACAAUGUAGACAUAACAAGACAGCAGAGGAGCUCUGCACACUUAAAGCUGGGCUCUGCAGGCGAGACCUGACGCAAUCAUGCUACUGGUAUUGAGAGCUUUGCUGGUGCUGGGCCUGGCCACGCUGUUGCACGCCGCUGGGAAAGGCCAGGCGGUUUCCCUGAGGUUGGGGCAGGGAGUCAGACCGAGGGGCAAGACGGUGAGACUGAUCCUGGAUCCGUCAGUGCGUCCUCAGAUGGCCAGCACGUCUACCUCAACUAUUGCCAACAUGUCUCUGUCACCAUGGACGUACAGAGACUCCUGCGUGGCAUCUCGGUUGCCCCAGCGGAUCUCUCACGCUCACUGCCUGACCUCUGGCUGUCUGAGCCUGCCGGGGGGAAGAGAGAACGCAGCCCUGGAGGCCAAACCUAUCUAUUACCAGGUCCUGGUCCUCCACAGAGUCCGAAGGCCACGGCGCACUAAGAACGGGAAGAUGAAGAACAGGUAUGACUUCAGACUGGGGACGGAGGUGAUCACAGUGGGGUGUACCUGCGUGAGGCCCAGUGUCCUACCACAGCAGUAACACACAGGAGCCACUCUAUCUCUAUCUCUUUCUAACUUAAACUUAAAGGUCCCAUAUCAUGCUCAUUUUCAGGAUCAUACUUGUAUUUUGUGUUUCUACUAGAA
Sebastes umbrosus (honeycomb rockfish) is the source of this 674-nucleotide messenger RNA. It is a transcript of the gene il17a/f3, whose product is annotated as interleukin 17a/f3. The transcript is spliced from 4 exons. NCBI's taxonomy places the organism in Eukaryota, Metazoa, Chordata, Actinopteri, Perciformes, Sebastidae. Gene Ontology annotation, biological process: inflammatory response. Gene Ontology annotation, molecular function: cytokine activity. The record is from RefSeq and is a predicted model, not a curated record. Gene Ontology annotation, cellular component: extracellular region. Bases 88 to 570 code for a protein of 160 amino acids.